Thyridium curvatum is the source of this 372-nucleotide messenger RNA. RefSeq lists its product as uncharacterized. The transcript is spliced from 4 exons. Gene Ontology annotation, biological process: cytoplasmic microtubule organization. The record is from RefSeq and is a predicted model, not a curated record. Gene Ontology annotation, molecular function: microtubule binding. Bases 1 to 372 code for a protein of 123 amino acids. Lineage: Eukaryota; Fungi; Ascomycota; Sordariomycetes; Thyridiales; Thyridiaceae.
AUGGUUUGCAGCAAGUGCGCCAAGCUCUCCAAGGGCACGACCCUCGCCACGCCAGGCGUCAAGAAGAAGAGCGAGAUGUACUAUGGCUCCCCGGCUGCAUCGUCGUCAUCAACGGCCAGCGGGCCGAAGAAAUCCGCGACUCUAGGCAACACCGGCGUCACCAAGAGCAAGCUGCUGUCUCAAAGCGCCAAGAACCCGUACGCGCAAUACUCAAGUUCAUGCGACAAGUGCAAGACCAAGGUGUCUCAAGGCCACAAGUUCUGUAACAAGUGUGCCUACCAAGCAAAUGCUUGCGCCAUGUGCGGAAAGCCAAACACCAAGACCGCCAAGGGUGCAUCCCUGGUGUCCGGCCAGAAGUUUACUCUGAAGUGA